Sitophilus oryzae (rice weevil) is the source of this 1541-nucleotide messenger RNA. It is a transcript of the gene rswl, whose product is annotated as mitochondrial ribonuclease P protein 1 homolog. Gene Ontology annotation, biological process: positive regulation of mitochondrial translation; mitochondrial tRNA 5'-end processing. The coding region runs from base 216 to 1484 and encodes 422 amino acids. The transcript is spliced from 5 exons. NCBI's taxonomy places the organism in Eukaryota, Metazoa, Arthropoda, Insecta, Coleoptera, Curculionidae. Gene Ontology annotation, molecular function: tRNA binding. Gene Ontology annotation, cellular component: mitochondrion; nucleoplasm; nucleus. The record is from RefSeq and is a predicted model, not a curated record.
AAACUAACCAAUUUCCUAUGAGAAGAAAAAUGUUUCCAACUCAAACUAACCAACGUUUUUUAAAAGUUUGAAAGAAAAGAUUUUUUCGACCACCUGAAAAUAGAUAUAAAAUUCUAACAAAUAUCUAGGUAUUUAGGCAUAAGAAUCAACACGAACAUACUAAAAUCGUGUAGGCAAUUCUUUCUACCUGUUCCGUCUUCUAUUGAAACAGAAUUAUGUUUCUAAAUAGAAGUAUUAUUGGAGCUACAUUUUUAAGAAGUUGUUUAGUGAAGAACAGUUCCACAACUAAAAUUUGUAAUAAAAUAAAAUGUUCAAUAGAAUCUCGACCUUUUUCGGCAGAUAUCCCUAAAACAUCUUACGAGCACACAGCUGAAGCCAUUACAAAUAAUGAAAACAAUACAACUUCAGAAGUAUCCAAGAGCAAUAAUGAAUCAAGUAAAAGUGGAGACAGGGAGUUAGAGCAUAAAUUAAAAGUUUUAAUGCUGGAGGCUGAAGUAUUGAGACAGCAAGGCUUUUUAGUACCAGAUGAAUCUUAUAUGAAAGAUGAUAUGUGGCAGCAUCUUGUUGAACUACCAACAAUCUCGUCUAGAAAAAAAUAUUUAGAAUUUUUAUUCAAAUUAUCUAAGAAACAAGAACAUAGAAAAAUUAAACAAGUGGAAAAACAAAAGAAAUUGGAUGAAUUUCGUGCAACAAAUCCUCUAGAAGGGCUGAAUGUUUUGACUAUAGAGGAACAUGCAUCACAAUAUGGUCUAAAAUAUAAUAACAUGUUUCUCAGAUUUUAUGAUACAAUUAUUAAUCGCACAUACAAUCAUAAAUUAUUUCAAGCAAUGAUGUUUGGUCAAAAACUAGUCAUCGAUUGUGGAUAUGAACAACAUAUGACUAAAAGGGAAAAUUCUUAUUGUGCAAAGCAACUUAUGCUUUUAUUUGCUGAGAACCGUUUCCAUUCAGAUCCAUUUGAUAUACAUUACACAAAUUACAAUCGAAAUUCGGACCUUGCAAAGUUAUUUCACAAAAGCAUACCUACUUUAUAUAAUCCUGAAUUUCCUGCAAAUAUUCACGAAAACAGCUAUUUAAAUGUAUUUCCUAAAGAGAAAUUGAUUUAUCUUACACCCCAUUGCAGAGAAGAAAUGGUAUCAUUUGAUCACGAAGCAAUUUAUAUUAUUGGGGGUAUUGUUGAUAAGAUAAAUAAUGAGCCCUUGUCAAUGGCAAAGGCUAAGAGAGAAGGAAUAAAAAUGCUCAAGUUUCCUUUGGACAAGUAUCUGUUAUGGGGAUCUGGAUCAGGAAAAAGUCUGACUUUAAACCAGUGCGUCGCUGUGCUGUUGGACAUAAAAAAGACUGGCGACUGGAAAUAUGCUUUAAGACACGUACCAAAAAGAAAACUUGCCGAAGUUAUUGUUGAUAAGCAUGUGUCAAAAUUUAAACCUGAUUUCCCUGUAAAAAAAAAUAAUACAUACAACACAAAAAAGACCUGGAAACCUAAAUAAUUUAGUUUAUAUUUGUUUAAUAUUUAUACAAUAAUAUUAAAAUGUUUUUAUAAAAUG